Solanum dulcamara is the source of this 1041-nucleotide messenger RNA. RefSeq names its product probable enoyl-CoA hydratase 1, peroxisomal. The transcript has 3 exons. The coding region runs from base 154 to 951 and encodes 265 amino acids. Gene Ontology annotation, cellular component: peroxisome. Lineage: Eukaryota; Viridiplantae; Streptophyta; Magnoliopsida; Solanales; Solanaceae. The record is from RefSeq and is a predicted model, not a curated record.
GAUCAUUUUUGGCAAUGCCGUUGACUGUGAAUUUAAACACGACUGCAUGAUCGAUAUGGCACACAGUCCAAUGACGCAUUUUUUUAGGUAUACCAAAUUCCAUUGUACGACCGCUACAUAUACUUGGUUUGAGAUUUGAGUAGAAUCAAGAAGAUGGAGAAAUCAUCACCGGAAAAGCUUGUACUGGUUACUCAGGAACUAGACGGGGUUGCCUGUAUCACCAUCAACCGACCUAAGUCCCUAAAUUCUCUCACUAAAUCAAUGAUGAUCGAUCUUGCUCGAAUUUUCAAGUCCUUGGACGCGAAUGAUUCGGUUCGGGUCAUUAUACUCACGGGAUCGGGUCGAUCGUUCUGCUCCGGCGUUGACCUUACGGCGGCGGAGGACGUGUUUAAGGGUGACGUGAAGGAUGUGGAGACUGAUCCGGUCGCCCAAAUGGAGCGAUGUAGGAAGCCAAUUAUUGGGGCUAUUGCUGGAUUUGCUGUGACUGCUGGUUUUGAGAUUUCUCUCGCUUGUGAUCUGUUGGUUUGCUCCAAAGAUGCUAAAUUUUUGGACACUCAUGCUAGGUUUGGGAUAUUUCCUUCUUGGGGUCUUUCUCAGAAACUAUCUCGCGUUAUUGGACCCAACCGAGCUCGUGAAGUGUCCUUAACUGCAAUGCCUAUCAACGCAGAACAAGCUGAGAGAUGGGGUUUGGUAAAUUAUGUUGUUGACAGAAGUGAACUUUUGAAUAAAGCUAGGCAAAUUGCAGAAGCCAUCAUCAAGAACAACCACGACUUGGUUUUGAGGUACAAGGCAGUUAUAAAUGAUGGGUUCAAACAAGACUUGACCCGGGCCCUUGCUCUUGAGAAGGAGAGGGCUCACGAGUAUUACAAUGGAAUGAGCAAGGAUCACUUCAAGAAAAUGCAAGAGUUCAUUGCGGGGCGGAAUUCAAGCAAUCCUUCAUCAAAAUUAUAGAUUUAUCAUGUGCAAUAUUUUCUGCUUUUGAAAUAAACAAGUCCCGCACAGGUUUUAUUCAAAAAUCAAAUAAAAAUAAAAUGUUGCUCC